AGUUCCGCGUGUCCGGAACUGUUGUCAUAGAAGGCUUGUGUGUGAGAUAUGAUGGAAAAUCGAGGGAUUUUGUCUAUAAUAUUUGAUCUGGAUAACACACUGAUCGAUACUGCCGGCGCAGGACAAGUGGCCAUUCAGAAGGUGUGUGAGCUGCUGAAGUCUACACCUGUGCAGGAAAGCCACAUCACAAACAUCUGUGAGCUUUUCCUACAAAAGCUUCUCCAUGAAACAUUCGACCCAGCAGAAGGCAGAACGAUCGAUGAAGUGAGGAUCCGUCACUGGUCUGAAGCCCUACAUGAGAAUCUGGGCACAGAUCCUGAUCCAGCCCUGGCCUCCAGCUGUUACUACACUUGGAAGAACACACGUCUACAGGCGCUUACGCUGUCUCCUGACAUUCGAUCUCUGCUGGAGGAACUUCAGAAAAACUACAAACUGCUGCUGCUCACCAACGGCGAUUCUCAGACCCAGUGGGAGAAGAUAGAGGCGGUGAGAUGUAAGGGUCUCUUUAGUGCAGUGGUGGUGGGUGGAGAUCACCCUGAGCAAAAACCGGGGCUCUCCAUAUUCGCUCACUGUUUUGAGUCACAGGGCAUCCAGCCGCAGGACUGCAUCAUGGUGGGCGAUUCUCUCAGUACAGAUAUCCAAGGGGGCAUUAAUGCAGGAGUGAAGGCAACAGUGUGGAUCAACAGUGACGGUAAAUCUCUCCCACAAGGCUCUGUGACCCCAGACUACACGUUAGCCAGUGUACUUCAUCUGACUGAUGUUCUAGCUCAGCUCACUUGAUAUCUGCUUAUGAGGACAUAAAGGUGUGCCAAGUAAUUUUUUCCACUUAAAGGCAAAGUAAUGUGUGCAAUUUAAUUUAAUUUAAAAAACAAUGACAUUGUAAAAAUUUCAAACACUCCUCUCGUCUGCCAUUGGUUUACAAUUUUUGGGGAAAUCAACCUCUGAAUGGCUUGCUUGCUUUUGCAUAUUAAGCUGGCAUAGGAGAAAAAAAAAGUGUUUUACCAUCGAAAAUAUUAUACUCAUUACCUUUCUGAUUCGUCACACUCUGUAAGCCCAAGACUACUGUUGUAUUGGCGCACUCAGUAAUUUUUUCCCCAUUUAAAAUGUUUUGCUGCUAAAGAAAUUAAUUGUAAUUUUGAAACAUAAGUAUAAAAUCAUGACCACUCACAUGAGAUGAGGACUUCAGUCAUAUCAGUAGCCUUAUAAAAGCUGUUUUAUUUUACAUGGGGCAGGGGUGCCCUCAUUUUAGAAUCGCAUGACCAGCUGAAUACUGCUUAAUCUCAGUAAACAUCUUGUUAAUGGACACUUUCACUCUUGGGUUAAAUUGCUCAUGGCUGAUUGUGAAUAUGACACAAACAAAAAGUUACUGAGUGCACCUAUAAAGUGAAUGAAUUUUCAGGGGGUUUUUUUUCUCACACUUUAUGAUUAUGGAAAUUGUACAGUGAAAUGUCACAGAUCUUUACAUAAUAUUUUCACAUAUUGCUUAAUUCUGUUUUACCAGUGAAUAUUAUGGUGAAUUAAAUACAUUUGAUACAUGAUAAUACAUGUUUAAUAUUCAUUUAUUUCUAUAUCAAAAUCUGGAUGGUUAUUAAGUUCUCACUACCAUAAACUUGUGUUGUGAUCAGAUUUUUCUACAGACCAAUACAAAUCUACCUGCCAUCUUUUGGUGUAAGAAAUAUGUAUAUUUAUGUGCUAACAAUAAUAGUUUCAUAAAGGUCCGAAUGGUACUUAAAAAAACAACUAGAUUUUAAAUAAGAACACACUUCAAAGUAAUAAUAUAAUUGCUUUAAUAUUUUAUAGUACUGAAUAUAAAAAUGUACAUUCAAAAGGCAGCAGAAGAAAAGUUCUGGACAUCCAAACAGAAAAUCACUUUUAUACCUCUAAUUUUUGUUGUCAAUUUCUUACAAAUGUAUGCACUUGUACAGUCUUCUCAGGCAGAUAAAGAACUUUACUGAAAAUACAGAAUGUGUCAUUACUCCGUCUUGUUUGUGUUUGAAGAAAUUUAGAGCAUUACAAUUGCCCUCUGUCUCUCCUGCUGAAUGACACAAAGUUUAAACAGUCCAAUUGAUAAAACUUUCCACAGAUUGCACUGUUUUGUAAGUUAUUUUGGAUAAAUGCAUCCGCUAAAUUUAACAGUUUAAAACUAUUACUCGAUUCCAGACAUAGUAUGUCGGAAGGGUGAGACAUGUGAACACUUGGAGAGAAAAAACAAACGAAAGACUUCUCAUUAUACAUUGAGGCACGUAAUUUACCAUGUAGGCAAAGCAACUGAACAGUCAAAUCAUUUUACUUAACAUCUAAUUUUAUUUUAAUGUUCAUGGCCGCAAGCUCUGCUACAAAGUAUCGGAACACAUACGGAACAGACAUUCUCAAUAGAAUCACUCAUUGCAGAACAAGCAGACAGUCUUCCGAUGCUGUGUAGCUGACCAAUCAGGAGGCGGAUUUUCGAGAAGCGGAGAGAGCAGGCUGCUACAGUCGAUGCAAACCUGAGCCACGGAACUGUCCAAGCAGUUAAACAGCUAAUCGUGAACAGGAAAGACGUCCCGUGAGCCAGCAAAGCGUCGCGUUCCAUCUCUCCAAACCGGAUUCCUCCCUACACGUUGCUGCCUCCCAAAGGCUGAUUGGUCACUUUAUCUCUCGCUCCUGUAGUUUACACUUGGAACUUGUCGGAGACCAUAUGACGCAAGCGCUGGUAGUAAACCACCCCGAUGAAGAUGUCCGCUUCCGACUCCAAGCCGCUGACACCGUAGUUGUACCCCGCGGCUUUCAGCAUCUCACCGAAGUACUCAAACGCAGAGCUCUCCUCGGAGAAGUUGAAGGGUGUGGCGUCAUGGCACAGCCCGUGGAGGGCUGCCGAUUUGCCAGCCAGGAUCUCGAUCAGCAUUCCGAUGGUCAUUCUAGAGGGGAAUCCGUGGGGGUUGAACAGGAUGUCAGGGUGCAUACCGCUCUCAGUGAAGGGCAUGUCUCGGCGGGCCACAGGCGACUCAGAAAUCCCUUCUGACCGUGUCGGCUGGCGAACCUAUCGCCAAUGGCGGGGUUCCUGGGAACGCGGUUUGUGAUGCACACACGUUUGAAGCGGCCGUUCCAGUGUUAUUGCUGCACACCUUAAUG
Myxocyprinus asiaticus (Chinese sucker) is the source of this 3111-nucleotide messenger RNA. RefSeq names its product N-acetylneuraminic acid phosphatase (gene nanp). The coding region runs from base 49 to 780 and encodes 243 amino acids. Lineage: Eukaryota; Metazoa; Chordata; Actinopteri; Cypriniformes; Catostomidae. Gene Ontology annotation, molecular function: hydrolase activity. The transcript is spliced from 2 exons. The record is from RefSeq and is a predicted model, not a curated record.